Messenger RNA from Tauraco erythrolophus (red-crested turaco), 1818 nucleotides. RefSeq names its product FGGY carbohydrate kinase domain containing (gene FGGY). Lineage: Eukaryota; Metazoa; Chordata; Aves; Musophagiformes; Musophagidae. The record is from RefSeq and is a predicted model, not a curated record. Gene Ontology annotation, biological process: pentose metabolic process; carbohydrate phosphorylation. Gene Ontology annotation, cellular component: cytoplasm. Gene Ontology annotation, molecular function: D-ribulokinase activity.
AAAAUGCACAGUAAGAAGCAGACUCCAAUAAAAUACUAUGUUGGAAUUGAUGUUGGGUCAGCAAGUGUUCGUGCAGCCUUGGUAGACGAGUUUGGGACAGUAGUGGCACAUGCAGAUCAGCCAAUCCACAUUUGGGAGCCCCAACCAGACCACUACGAGCAAUCCUCUGCAGACAUAUGGGCUGCUUGUUGCUCAGUCACAAAGAAAGUUGUUUGCGGAGUAGAUCCUAGCCGGAUUCGAGGGGUUGGUUUUGAUGCUACAUGUUCCCUUGUUGUUGUGGAUAAACAGUUCCAGCCUUUGGCAGUCAACUGUGAAGGACAAAACUGUAGGAAUAUUAUUAUGUGGAUGGACCAUCGUGCAGUCAGUCAAGUUGAGCGCAUCAAUGCAACACAACACAAGGUUUUGAGCUAUGUCGGGGGAGUGAUGUCUGUGGAAAUGCAGCCACCUAAACUGCUGUGGAUAAAGGAAAACUUGCAAGAAUCAUGCUGGGAGAAGGCAGGCUACUUCUUUGAUCUUCCGGACUUCUUAUCGUGGAAAGCCACAGGUGUCACUGCAAGGUCUCUCUGUACAGUAGUGUGCAAGUGGACCUACACUUCAGAUGGAGGUUGGGAUGACAGUUUUUGGAAAAUGAUUGGUUUGGAAGAUUUGGUGAAGGAUAAGUACGAAAAAAUAGGAAACCACGUCUUGUCUCCUGGAGAGUCUGUUGGAAAAGGUCUAACGCCAGAAGCUGCAAAAGAUCUUGGUCUCCCUGAAGGGAUUGCAGUAGCAGCAUCUCUCAUUGAUGCACACGCUGGAGGACUAGGAGUAAUUGGAGCAGAUGUGAAAGGACAUAACCUGCCGUGUGAAAACCAGCCAAUUACAUCCCGACUUGCUAUGAUCUGUGGGACAUCUUCAUGCCACAUGGGGGUCAGUGAAACACCCAUUUUUGUGCCUGGGGUUUGGGGACCUUAUUUCUCUGCAAUGGUACCUGGAUUGUGGUUGAAUGAAGGAGGUCAAAGUGCAACAGGAAAACUGAUAGAUCACGUGGUCCGAGGCCAUGUCGCCUUCCCAGAAUUACAGUCAAAAGCUGCAGCCAGUGCUCACAGUAUAUAUACGUACUUGAACAGUCACCUGGAUCUGAUUAAGAAAUCUUUGCCUGUGGGUUUCCUCACUGUUGAUUUGCAUGUUUGGCCAGAUUUCCAUGGUAACAGAUCUCCCUUAACAGAUCUGACACUAAAGGGCAUGGUUGUUGGACUGACGUUGUCUCAAGGUCUGGAUGAGCUCGCCCUUAUCUACUUGGCCACGAUUCAAGCCGUUGCUUUAGGAACAAGGCAUAUUUUGGAAACUAUGCAGGCUGCAGGGCAUCGUGUCAACACGCUGUUUCUGUGCGGUGGGCUAAGCAAGAACCCUCUCUUUGUGCAGAUGCACGCUGACAUUACUGGCAAGCCUGUUGUCCUGUCCAAAGAAGUGGAGUCUGUUUUGGUGGGUGCUGCUAUUCUUGGAGCCUGUGCUUCUGGGGAUUUUGCUUCUAUACAGGAGGCCAUGGCGAAAAUGGGGAAAAUUGGGAGAGUCGUGCAGCCUAACCAUGAGCAUAAAAGAUUUUAUGACAAGAAAUACGAAGUAUUUUUGAAACUUGUGGAACAUCAGAGAGAGUAUCGCUCCAUCAUGAACAGCUUCUAAUCCAGAGUCACAUAAUCUGGGAACAACAGGGAUAACAAAUUUCCAGACACUUGUGAUGAGAGUAAUUUCUCCUUACUAUUCCGUCCAUGGUAAAAAGAUAUCAUUUAAAGUGUACGUUUUAAUUCUUAAUGAGAAAUAAAAGGCAUUCGCUUCACUGUG